Lizanozyma spartinae is the source of this 1056-nucleotide messenger RNA. It is a transcript of the gene DUS4, whose product is annotated as tRNA dihydrouridine synthase. Gene Ontology annotation, biological process: tRNA processing. NCBI's taxonomy places the organism in Eukaryota, Fungi, Ascomycota, Pichiomycetes, Serinales, Debaryomycetaceae. The record is from RefSeq and is a predicted model, not a curated record. Gene Ontology annotation, molecular function: flavin adenine dinucleotide binding; tRNA dihydrouridine synthase activity. The transcript has a single exon. The coding region runs from base 1 to 1056 and encodes 351 amino acids.
AUGAGUAUUCCAGAAUUCAAUCUGCUUUCACUUGGGGAUCACAGAAACCCACUCUAUAAUCCACUUCAUAUACUUCAGACAACAUGGGAAACCAAAGGAAGACCAGCAUAUAUUAUAGGCCCAAUGGUUAGAUACUCCAAGUUACCGUUUCGAGAACUAUGUCGACAUUUCAAUGCAGAUAUAGUUUAUACCCCCAUGAUAUUGGCCCGAGAAUUUGUCCGGAACGAAGUGGCCAGGUACAGUGACUUUACCACCAAUGAACUGGACCGUUGUGUUGUGGUUCAAGUCGGAGUGAACAAUGUGGAAGAUCUCUUAAAGUUUGUGGAAAUGAUUUAUCCCUAUGUUGAUGGUAUAGGACUCAACUGUGGGUGUCCUAUUAAGGAGCAAGUCCGAGAGGGGAUUGGAGCAGCGUUAAUGCUGGAACCGGAGUUAGUGGCGGAGAUGGUGGCAGCCGUUAAACGCAAGUACGGAGAUAAGGUUACGUUGGAAACCAAAAUUAGAAUCCAUAAAGAUAUCAAUGAAACCAUAGCCUUUGCAAAGAAGGUGGAGGCAGCUGGAGUGGAUUAUAUUACUGUUCAUGGUAGAACAAAGACCACCAGAUCAUCACAACCGGCUAAUUGGGAUGCCAUCAAAACCAUUAAACAAAACGUUAGUUGUCCAGUUGUAGCCAAUGGAGACUGUUUCACUGUUGAAGAUGCUCAAGCUAUUGCUGACCUCACAGGCGUUGAUGGUAUAAUGGCUGCUAGAGGAGCCUUAGCCAACCCAGCGAUGUUUGCUGGUUAUGAUAAGACUCCAUGGAUGGCCAUCGAACGGUUCUGGGACUUGGCCACCAGUUAUGGGUUACCGUUCCGAAUCAUUCAACAUCAUUUAUCUCAAAUGCUUGAUGGAGUGGUGUCCCGGAAGUUGGUAAAGGAAAUGAACGAAACCUCUAGUUUGGUGGAGAUGAUCGACUGGUUCGAUAAUCACUUUAUAUUGAAAAGAAAUGGUGAUCAAGGGUUUGCAACAUUGGUAGAACCUCCAUUUCGUAUAGUAAGAGAAACAGCAGCUAGAAUAUAA